UUUUGUCAAACUGUCGGCAACACUGAAAAGGAACGGUAUCCUUCUUGCAAGCCUUGAUUUGCAUUCAUUUAUUUGUUAUUGUACAUACAAAUUCAACAGAAUUUUUUCCAGUAGCUUUGCUGAGAAUAUAGUUUUCGGCAAUGUAAUUUGUAUUUUAUACUGAAGAAUAAUAAUUUUAUUAUCAAUAAAAAUUAGUGUGUAAAAUGGAAAACAAUGAGAUUACCAUGUAUAUGGAUGUUAAACUUGAUAUCCAUAAUAAACGCCCAGAUUCGCUGAAAUUCAAGCAAUGGUCCAGAUGUGAAGUGAAAAUCGAAGGUAUCAAAUGCCUACCUAGCUACUUGCGUAUCGCAAUCACUGGAUGCAAUGAUGCUGAAGGAUGCCUGACAGAUGAGGAACGCUCACAGUCGAAAAGAUACAUUAGUGUUUCGAUUAUAGUGCCGGGAGUUAGCAUUAGUUUGGCAUCAUCACGUACAAAAGAGUUCAGCUAUGGACUAUUUUGGACGCAAAAUCGUAAACAAUGCUUCAUAUAUUUUGCUUUGGAAACCGAGAUAAGUUGCAGGCGUCAUAUGAAAUGGAUCAAAAAGACUAUAAAAAAUUUAGAAUUACAUAGGCAAUUAAUGCUGGAGCAGAAUAGAAUCAGUCGCGGUCCAAGUAUGGGCGUGGCUGGUGUCCAUACAAGGCAGUGCGAUAAGGAAAAUAUGCAAGUUCAUACGGCAAAGCAAACUAAUGAAGAUGUGACUGAUGCUAUUUACUCAUCUCUUGGACCACUACCAAAUAUACCUAACUGCCAUGAUAAUAACGAAAAGGGCUGGUCAAGGCAUAAUUCGGAUAUUUAUGAAGAAAUACUUGAAUACAUUGACGGACAGCCUCGUCUGUCACGACGUGUGUCACGCGCAUCAAUAGCUUCAGGUAUUUACGAAGAGAUGAAACCUACGCCCCAAGCAUUUAACGCCAUCGAUGAAGAAUCAGCUGAAUCACAGCAGGGUUCAACAGUUGGAACUACACCGCCUCCCCUACCACCACUUCCGCCACCACGCAAACGCAUAAACACUUUCGAUGGUCAGGGAAUGCUAGGUGAAAUACCGCGUUCGAAUACAAACCCUGAAUCGGAAUUGGCCAAGAAAAAGAAAUACAAAAAUGUUUUGGAUAAUAUUUUUGGCAGUGGACGUGCUAAACGUGCCGAAAGCGUUAGUGAAACACAGGCUUGCACUGCAGAGGAUAUAAUUAAUAGCAUUACGCCGACUAAACCGCUUAAAGAUGGCGAGGUGACCACACCUAUAUAUGCUAACGAUGCAGCGGCGAUGAGGCAGAAAAAGUCAUGGACAACAUCUGCAUUAGCUAGUUCAAAGCGAAAUAGUUUUUCCUCACCAGAUCUGUCGAAGAUCAACUACUUGGACACGUUUGAUGAAAAUGAAAUUGUCGUUGCAUUGGAUGACUCAAUUGCAGCCAGUGAUGAUCUAUGUUUAAGCAUCGAAAGCCUGCAUAACGCUUGUUUCGUACCAACCAAAGAAACAUGUCCCGCAGUGAACGCAAAUGGAAGGCCAUCAACGGAUAGUCUAAAUGUGUCUGAGAAAAUCCCAAACAAUUUCAAUUUUUCGGCUAUAAAUUCAUCCAGUAUUAAUCUAAUAGGCUAUAAUGGUGCCACCAUACCUGCAAGUAACCAGCGAAAGAAUAAAAUAUUGGUAGACGAUUUAACGGGAUAUUGUGUGAUGGCACCUAUUAAACCAAAGAAAUCCGAAGAGACGGCUACCGACAAGGUGCCUACCGAGCCAACGACAUCUGGUUACUCAACUAGCUCUUACCCAUCAACAAGUUCUUCGUCCGCAGAAGAACCGAAAGCAACUGCACCAAAAGAAACUUGCAAAAACACUGCAGAAGAGAGUGCGAUAUAUGAGCAAAUGCUGGAUCUACACAAGUCCAGCACCGAAGUGGAGACCGUUACAAAUAAUUGUAAACUAAAGCAGAAUGAAGAUUCGGCUACGCUCAGUGCAUCCACCUCUAAAGUUGAUGAUUUUACCGGUAAUUUGUAUGAGAAUUUAUUGGCUGUGAAAGCAUCACAAGAGUUGGAGCAUAAACUCCCACCUGCGUCGCUAAGCACAAGUACCCCAACAGAAUCGCCGCACACCCAGCCUGCUGUGGAUAAUGAAAAGUUGACAGAAGAGGAUGAGAACUACUAUCAAACGCCACGAAAGUCAAUUAUCAGUGUCGAUGACAAAAUUCCUUCCUACUAUCCGAACAGCUGUGAUACCGUUAAAACGCGUCGACAUCAUACACUGGCUACGGCGAGUCCACAACAGACAGUUUUCAACGCUUCACCCACAGUAUCUAGUGCGAGCACAAUCGAGAAAUCCAACAACGCCUCAACAUCAGUUGGCUUACGUCACCUAGUUACGUUGAAGAUAAAACGUGAACGUAAAGAGAACCUUUACAUAUCAUCUCCGCAAAGCAUCAUCGAGCAGCGCCAAAGCGGAACGUAUGCAACGGAACAAGAUAACAAAACUGCACCGAAGAGCAGCAAAAUGCAUAAAUCUCUGCGCGCGGGUGCUUUAAAAAUCGCCGAACAUGUCUAUACAGUUAAGCACGCUAAGCAGAAGAGCAGCAGCGCCGAUAAGAAUCUCAAUAACAACAACAAUGAAGCGGAUGUGACAAAUUUUGCCGAAGAUGUGCGCGAACGCCUGCAGACGGAGUUGUUGCAGUUCGCACUGCUGCAAAAGAUUGAUUUCAAAUUUGACGAUGCAAAAGCUGCAGCCGAUCAGCAGCAUCCGUUGGAGUGUCUCAAAACGCCAUCGCCUACGGGAAGGCGACAACAGCCACACACUGCCGACAAGGAGCGCAUCUACGAGAAUCUGUUGCAACAUCACCUGCAGCUGCGGCAAGCUGAAAACCGCAUUGCGGCCGGAGUUGGCAGUAGCAGCAUAGCCACCACACCAGUGAGCAGCAACACCGUGACGAAUUCCAAAUUGGAAAUGCAUCAGAGCUGCAUGGCGGGUGUGGGCGAAGCGCCAAACAUUGUCGAUGGCGGUGGUGUGGUUGAGGUGGGCGACAGUUGCAGCGCAGAUGCGGCGGUGGGCGGCUUAAGUGGCGUCAAGAAAUUUGCCUCACUGCCGCGUUUCAAGAAAAUCGACUUCUCGCCGCUUCGCUUGCGAAUCAAUAAUGUGCUGCAGCGCGGACAGCAGCAGGAUUUUUAAUUGCCGCGAAGUGUGUCUGCUAGCCUGCCCAAACAGUGGCGAAAAAGGUUAAGUAAUACAGUUGAAACGUUAAUUAAUUGGCAGAAAUCGUUAAUACUUUAGAUGUAAUCGCUUUAAAAGUGUGCUUAUAUAAGCUCUAGACUAUUUUACACUUGUUGAGUUUUCUAUGCUAUUUAACUAUUACGCAGCUUAAAGCUCUUGCGCUUGUUUUUAAUCGUUAGCUGUAAGUUUUUAUGUAAGCUCUCUAAUUUUGAAAAAGCUUUGGCUGUUCUAUGUAUGUAAGUAUGUAUGCACUUGAGAAACUGUAUGUCUAACGCUAAUAACUGCAUAUCAAUUGCCCAUUGUUUGCUUUGGCGGACAUUUAGAGUACAAAAAAGUCGAAAUUCGAAAUUCCUCGAAAGUGUGACUUUUCGUGAAUUACAGUAUUGAAAAUUAAUAACUAAAAUUUUCCAUAACUUUUCAUUUAAUUUUUUUUCUUAUUGUUCCUUUUCUUUAAAUAAUUUGUACUUUCGAAUGUGUGUGUUUACUGCGUGUGGUAUGAAAAACAACAUUGUACAUUGUACAAGUAAAAUACUAUAUUAUAAAAAGGCUUUGUAUUUUAAAU
Zeugodacus cucurbitae (melon fly) is the source of this 3792-nucleotide messenger RNA. RefSeq lists its product as uncharacterized. The record is from RefSeq and is a predicted model, not a curated record. The coding region runs from base 204 to 3188 and encodes 994 amino acids. Lineage: Eukaryota; Metazoa; Arthropoda; Insecta; Diptera; Tephritidae. The transcript has 3 exons.